Messenger RNA from Caenorhabditis briggsae, 492 nucleotides. The record is from RefSeq and is a predicted model, not a curated record. The transcript is spliced from 3 exons. NCBI's taxonomy places the organism in Eukaryota, Metazoa, Nematoda, Chromadorea, Rhabditida, Rhabditidae. The coding region runs from base 1 to 492 and encodes 163 amino acids.
AUGCCACGUAGUAGUAGUAACAGCAGCCAAAGAGGAAGCUCGAAAGGCAAUGAGCAGCAGAAAAUCCAGAUUCCUGAAAACCCCAGAGUCCGUCGUCACGGUCACGAUAACGACACGCCGCCGGCGACAGAAUACUUGAAUAUCCAGUUGGGACGUCACGAGUAUUCAGAAGACGUUACUGAGGAUUCUGAAGUGUCAGAAAUUUUUCAGAAUUCUGGAAAUUCUGAAAAUCCUGCUUCAGAAGACAGCGACUCCGAAGACAUCGAAAAUAUUCGGAUCCUUCGUUCGGACACCGCCAAUAAAACUAUCAAAAUGGAUGAAUUCAUAUCUGAAAUUUCGAAAAUCCUGAAAAACGAAAAUCUGAAAUUAGAAAAUUUCAAAUCCCAAGCUCUCGAGGCUCUUCGAAGCGGCACUGAGCAAUUCCUUGCGGAUUUAUUUGAAAAAUCCCAGAAUUUGCCAUCCGACAUGCAAAAUGCUCUGGAGGAGGAUUAA